AUGCAAAUCGAAGAAAGGGAACCUUUGUCGUCCGAUGAAGAAAACCCUAUAGAAAAUUUAUCUCUUGAACAUGUGAUACACGAAUGUGGAUCAUUUCAUCGAUAUCAAUUCAUCCAUUUCUUCUUUUUAAGUCUUUUUCCAAUUGCGUCCGGAAUUGUGAAUUUUUACUAUGUCUUUGGCGCAGCAGAAAAUCCCUAUAAAUGUCAAGUACCAACCACAACAAACCAAAGUUUAUAUAUAGAAAUAUCUCCCUCACAAUGCUCCUAUGAUAUAAUGGAUAAGUGGAAUCGAACAAUCGAAUCUCAUCCUUGUAGGAUUUGGGAAUAUGAUCGAAGUGUCUUCGGCGAAACAUUUACUAGUGAAGCAAAUUUUAUUUGUCAACGCAGUAUUCAUCGUUCACUUCUUGCAACUAUGUUGCAAAUAGGUGCCAUGUUAAUCUUCUUCACUGGACAUAUCGUGGAUACGAUUGGACGUCGUCGAUCGAUUCAUUUAAUAACUGCUCUGUUCUUGAUGACCUCUUUGAUUACACAAGCACUCUUACAAUUCGUGCCAAUGUCCAUAAAUCAAAAAUUUGGACUACUUCUCAUUAACCAAUUGAUAUCGGGUAUCGACACAUUUAUGGUUUCGUUUCUUCUCUUGAUGGAAAUAACCACGUCUGUGUAUGCGACAUUUGUCGGAAACUUAGCAUUGGUGGCGUUUGCCGUUGGUGAAAUCGUUAUCACUGGUAUGGCUUAUGUUUGUCGAGAUUGGCUCCGGUUGAAAUGGGUUAUAACGGUGUAUGUGCUUGCACUUGUACCUUACUUAUACUAUGUACCUGAAUCACCACAUUGGUUAUUAACGAAACAUCGUUAUGGUGAAUUGGAAAAACUCUUACGACAAAUGGCACGAUGUAACCGACGACCGGAAUCGAGAUGGUUUCCAAUUUAUCGAUAUGUCGUGGAUAGCCAUCGAAAGCAGAAGGAGAUCAAUAAAAAUAGGACAUCUAUAUUAUCAUUUACUGCUCGAGCACACCGAUUUCUAACGCAUAUACCAACAAUGAGUAAAUUAUUCAUAACUGGCUAUAUUGGUUUUAUCACGUUGCUUCUCUAUAUGAAAAUUUCUUAUAAUCUCGGAGCCAUGGAAGAAAUCAGUCCCUACAUAAACAUCAUUAUCGGUGCAGUUGCUGAAGCUGUCGGUUACAUCAUACCAAGUCUUUUCAUGAUAUAUUUCGGUCGAAAACCCAUAUUUAUACUUUUCCUUUUAUUUACAGUUCUUUAUUUAUGUAUCGCACCGUUAACUAUCCGCCAAGAUCGUUAUGUUAUUGUGAUUAUUGCUCAACUAGGAAAAUUUGCGAUUAGUGCUGCAGUUUGUGUCACGUAUAUAUUUGUGCCAGAAUUAUUUCCAACUUCAAUUCGUGGUACUGGUAUGGGCUUUUUUAUUUUACUCAGCCGAUUUGGAUCAACAAUUGCACCUAUGAUCGACGCGAAGAUUCAUCACAAUCAUUUACUAGAAACUUAUACGUAUUAUCUCUAUGCUUUCUUAACUUUUCUCUGUAUACUCUUGACGUUCUUAUUGCCCGAAACACGGAAUGUGCCAUUAGCUGACACCCUAGAUUAUACUCCGAAGAAAACGAAGAAGGCGUCAUCAAACACCUAA
Adineta ricciae is the source of this 1635-nucleotide messenger RNA. The record is from the annotation of a GenBank genome assembly. NCBI's taxonomy places the organism in Eukaryota, Metazoa, Rotifera, Eurotatoria, Adinetida, Adinetidae.